Ictalurus punctatus (channel catfish) is the source of this 2369-nucleotide messenger RNA. RefSeq names its product sedoheptulokinase (gene shpk). The transcript is spliced from 7 exons. Lineage: Eukaryota; Metazoa; Chordata; Actinopteri; Siluriformes; Ictaluridae. Gene Ontology annotation, molecular function: sedoheptulokinase activity. Bases 247 to 1668 code for a protein of 473 amino acids. Gene Ontology annotation, biological process: carbohydrate metabolic process; cellular response to lipopolysaccharide. The record is from RefSeq and is a predicted model, not a curated record. Gene Ontology annotation, cellular component: cytosol.
CAGAAUAAUUCUAUAUACAUACAUUUGGUUUGGAUAUUGAGCAAUUAUCUUUGUUUUUUAUUUUUAUUUUUAAAUUUGCGUUACCUUUGACCUCGCCACUACGGUGUCCGCAAAGGAACAAACCGUACAGUAGUUCAAUUCAAAUCUCUCCUGUACUUCCUAUGUUAGUGCUCUUAAGUUCCAGCUUCUACACCCGAUUAAGUGCACUAUUAUAUUACUUAGUUAUUAAACAUCAUAUAAAACACAAUGGCUGCACUUCGUGGCUCAUCAGCUAAGUAUGUUUUGGGCAUUGAUUUGGGAACCACCUCGAUCAAAGUUGUGUUGUUUGACACCCGAUCAAAGACCGUGACUGACAGCUGCAGUUUACAGACCAACUCUGACGUCAUCGACGACAUGCAUGAACACGUCAAGGAGCAGGACCCUGUGCGGAUCAUUGCUGCUCUUGACCAGUGCAUGUGUGCUCUCCCUAAGGAAAAGCUGCAUGACGUCAUAUGCAUUGGGGUGUCAGGACAGAUGCAUGGUGUUUUGUUCUGGAAAUCUAACACAGCUUGUGAGUGGUACAGUAGUCAUGGAAGUCACAAAUUUAGACCUCAGGAUGUGAGUCACUUGAUCACAUGGCAGGAUGGCCGCUGCACAAGUGAUUUCCUGUCAUCGCUACCCAAACCUGAGUCACACCUAAAUGUGGCUACUGGCUUUGGCUGCGCCUCCAUCCUCUGGUACACCAAGCACAGCCCUGAAUGUCUUUCAAAGUUCAGUGUCUCAGGAACCAUCCAGGACUAUGUGGUGUCCAUGCUGUGUGGUUUGGAGGUGUGUCUCAUGAGUGCACAGAACGCUGCAAGCUGGGGCUACUUCAACACCACCAACAACCAGUGGAAUACAGAGAUUCUGCAAGGUGCAGGCUUCCCGGUGCACUUGUUGCCCACGCUGGUGGAUUCUGGGUCUAUAGCCGGUCAGACCUGCUGUGAGUGGCAUGGGAUUCCUGCCAACACACCUGUAGGAGCAGCUCUAGGAGAUUUCCAGUGCAGCGUUUACUCCUGUAUGACGGAUAAGACGGAUGCAGUAUUAAACAUGAGCACCUCGGCACAGUUGACAUUCUCCAUGCCUGCUGAUUUCAGCCCUGGAAAUGUGCCGGAUGCCUGCUCCCCCAUCGCUUACUUCCCUUAUUUCCACAACAGCUACCUGGCCGUGGCCGCAGCACUCAAUGGAGGCAACGUUCUGGCAGCGUUUGUAGGAAUGUUGACUUGUUGGAUGAAAGACUUUGGAGUGGAGGUCAGUGACUCUGAAGUAUAUUCCAAGUUGAUCGAGUGUGCCCUAACCCAACCCAGCACUGACCUCCGUGUGACCCCGACCCUGCUAGGAGAACGGCAUGACCCCAGCAGCCUCGCUGUCGUGUCCCACAUCUCCCCAACCAACCUCUCACUGGCUCACGUGACUCGUGCUGUUUGUGCAGGGAUCGUAGCUAAUCUAGCCGCUAUGAUGCCCCCACACGUGCUUUUGGGUGCAGGAGUGAAACGGAUUAUGGGUAGCGGGAGCGCUCUGUCUCGGAACGAAGCCUUGAGACAGGAAGUAGAGCAAACAUUCCCUUUCCCUGUAGUCUACGGGCAAGACGUGGACUCAGCAGUUGGAGUGGCAAUGGUUUUUAAUGAUAAGCUGUUAGGAAACGACUGACUUUAGAGUUAGCCACACACGCUACUUAGCAUGCACUAUAGACACACAGCACCUUUGCAGAUAUUAUUAUGUGCCAUUUACAGACUUGGCUGCUCACGUGUUUCUUAAAUUAAAAUAGGGAAUUCUAUGUGACCUUAAAAUCCAUUAGCACAUUCCUUAUAUUUUGGAUCCACAAUAAAAUCUUUGAUGUUCAUGUCAAUCCAUUUGGGUUACAUUACUACUUUGAGUAUUAAUUAAAUGGAAGGGAUUUUACAGAUCUGUACAUAUAUGUUAUUUAAUUAUUGAAACUGUAAUUAUUACAAUGUAAUUUGCUAAUUUAUUAUUGAUAUAAUAAUUUAUUAUUAAUUUUUGUUCAUUUAUUACCAUAACAUUUUUUUUUUGUUUCUUUUCUUUAACAAAUAUAAAGGACAUAUUGUGUAACAUUACAAAAUACACAAAACAUUAGUUAAUGUAAAGUAACAUUAACUAAUAUUUUACAUCUGGGAUGGACCUGGAAUCUCUCCCUCCCUCCUCUCUCUGUCUCUCUUUCUCUCUCUCCCUCCCUCCCUCUCUCUCGUGCGUGCUCUCAUACAGUGUUUGUGCUAUACACCAAUGACAUUUGGGUUUGCGAUCAAAAGAUGGAUAUGAGAUGAGGCUUUUGCCUCUCACAGAUAUGUAAUAUUGGAUCGUUUUCUUCAAUAAACAAAUGACCAAGUAACCAA